Molecule: messenger RNA, 3348 nt
Organism: Phoenix dactylifera (date palm)
Lineage: Eukaryota; Viridiplantae; Streptophyta; Magnoliopsida; Arecales; Arecaceae
Molecular function (GO): nucleic acid binding
Source: RefSeq, a predicted model, not a curated record
CAUGGUGUCAUCUCUCCAGCCAAUCGAUUGCUCGCGGUCCACUCUGCCGGUCCGCGUGACGACGUCAACCGGUCUUCCUGAAAGAGCCCCGUGCAAAUCCCAAACCUCCCAAUCCUCCCCUGCCCAGGAUUGGAAUUUUACUCCGGAACGGGACGGUCACACGGAAACGCCGAUUCCUUUUCUCCCUCCUCCCGCUGCCCUAGAUUCCUUCUCCUAAUCUCUCUUCCCGAAUCCCCUUGUCCCCAAUCCCAAACCCUAGAUCGCCCUUCUCUUUCCCCGUUCUCCAAAUCCAUGCAGCGCUCCGGGAUCAGGGUUGGGGUUCCUCUCGAGCUCACCAAACCCUAGCGGCGGACGGUCUUCCCGCCAUGGAGGGCUCUGCGGAUGAUCUCGGAGUCCCGGACUCGUGGGAGGUGGCGGAUUUGGACGAGAGCAUGAGCAGGCUGCUCGUAUCGUCCCGGAAGAACCCGGUUCCGUCGGUCUCCUCGCCGCCGCGGGAGCUCGCUGACGAGGCAGCGCCGGCCACGUCGGCGUCGCAGGUGGCGGCGAAGGAGGAUUCCGGAGGGCGCGGAGUCUCGGAGGAUGCUGUGAGCCAGGUGGAUCCGUUCCUCAUGGAGGCGUUGGAGAAGCCCCGGGAACGGCUGUCGAUUCUGAGGAUGGAGCAAGAUAUUGUGAAGUUUAUCCAUGAUCCUACUCAACAACAGCUGGAAUUUCAGGGACUUCCUACUUCUUAUCUACGACUGGCAGCACACCGUGUGGCACAGUAUUAUUACCUUCAGUCAUUAGCUGUGCCAGACAGCAGCUUACCUGAUGGAUCUGGUUCUCGCAUUGUGCUACGCAAAACUUCUCAUGAAUGUUGUUUGCCUCCAAUUCGUCUUGCAGAUAUUCCUAUUAAUCUGCCCCAAGAAGACAGUAAUAUAGCGGUUAAGGUUGCGAUUAAACAGAGACCACAGAAACAUUCAGAAAAUACCAGCAAUGCAACUACUCAUUCUUCUAAGAUGAAUUAUCAGAAGAGUGUUGAAGAAAGAAAAGAAGAAUAUAACAGGGCACGUGCACGAAUAUUCAGCAGCGGCAAUAGUGGUGGCAUAAUUGCAAAGUCAGAAGAUGAACCAAAGUUGCUGGAUAGUUUUCAGCACUGCACCUUCGUAUCCUCAAAGUUGGAUGAAAAAUCCAUAGUUGAAGGUCCGGAAAAUAGUCUUGGAAGGGGUCUUAGUGAUUCUUCUUCAGGCAGCAACAGAGCAAACAGAAAUAAAGCAGAGAAAGAGCCUAUCAGCAGAUAUAGAGCUAGCAAUCGAGUAGCUAUUUUCCGGGACCGAGAGGUGGAUCGGAAGGAUCCUGACUAUGAUAGGAGUUAUGAAAGGUAUAUGCAGAGGUUUGAUCCUGGAUUUGGAUUUAAUGGAGGACCAUACACCAUGCACCCACUAUAUUCUCCUGCUGUCAACUAUAAUACGGAAUUCCCUCAGCUUGUAUCAGGUCACAGGUCUCAACUUCCUAUCGAACGCCAACCACAGACCAUUCCACAACACCUACGUGGACCUUGGUCGGUGGCAUCAACACCUACAGUGGGCUAUGGUCCUCCAGAGGGUUUAAUGGCCCCAUUUAAUCCUAAUCAUGUUGGUGCUCACCCACCACCAUCAAUCUAUAUGCAGUCCUCUCAAUACCCUGUUCCUCCACGCCCUGGAAUGACAUUUGUUCAUCACCAUGAGCACAUUCAACCAUUUGCACAGACUCAUGAGCAACAAUCAGAGGCAAGUUUUGGAUUAGCCCGGCCCCGCUAAGGGGCCUGGGCAUGCCUGCACCUGCCAGUAUGGACUUUGAGCUCAGACAUGUGGAUGAUCGCAGUGGCGACAACUGUUUACUGGCAGGAGAAUUGCAGGCAUAGGGAACCGAGGGUGACUAGUGCAACGCACCUCAAAAGUGAAAAUUACUUAAGCAGCUCUAGUUUUCUCGGAUUUAUUGAUGCUUCCUGCGGCUCAGAUGCGAGAAGUAUAUCUAGUUUUAGAAGUUUGGUUUUUCCACAGGCUCCAGAAACCCUGUUUUGCAUGUACAGGAGGAAAGCAUUACUUACAGAUGGUUAUGAUGAAGAAGUACCACACUCGGUUGCUGUCUUGCUUGAAGUAGUAAGAUUAUGGGCAUGUUGGGCUGAGUGCUCCAAUGCAGAAUGAAGACACCAGCACAUUGCUUCUGGAGUGAAGAGGGAUCAUAUGCUAGAAGACAACAUUAUGGCUCCAUUUAAUGACUAUAAAUCUUCUUCUUCAAUUUCAAGUGAUUGCAGUCUAAAAUGGAAAUGAUUGUCGGGUGUUGGGAUCUAUAGAUGUCUUCAAUCUUGGACCUUCUUCAUGGAGGUAAGGGCUAGUUGCCCUUGAAUUGGAUGGAUUAUUGGAACUAGAUCAUGUUAACUACUGUUUUCCCAUUAUAGAGCUUUGAAUUGGGAUUUGGAUUAGCGUGUUUUCUGCUUCUGUGCUCCCAAACCAGUUGGUGAACCAACCUACCCAUGGAGUGAGAAAAGAAUGGUGGGAAUGGAAGCGUCAUCGAUGCUAUUUGCCUCUUCAGCUCCAGCUUCUUUAAGAUUGCCUGGAAGUCUGGCUAGCCACUAUUGCGGAAAGAUUCAUCUUGAGAUUGCAGUUGGCAGCAUGCUCCUUGUUUCAGUUUUCUUGAUAAGCAGGAGCUCAUGGAUUGAGUCCUUAAUCUCCUCCAAGUUUCUGUGCUUCCAAGCUAACUGGUGAACCAACCAAUCAGUGGAGUGAGGAAAGAAUGGAGGGAGUGCAAGCGGCAGCAAUGCUAUCUGCUUCUUCAAAUCAUCGUCUCUUUUAAUAUUGCUAGGAAUUUUGGUUUACCAUUAUGGUGAAAAGAUUCAUCUUGGGAUUGCAGUAGCCAGCAUGCUCCUUUAAGUAUGCUUGAUAAGCGGGAGGUCAUGGAUUGAUCUUCAAUCUCUUCAAAGAUGAGUCCUGGGAUGUUGAAAAUGAGUUGCAGUUGGGUAUCCUGGACAUUGUAUAAGUCAGCAAAGGAGGAAUUUGCAGUUGAAAUCCCUGAAAAAAUGUUUUCUGCUCAUUUGACUUAGUGCAAUGCACCCCAACCACAAGUUUAGUGGGACUUGAAUUGCUAUCUUCAUCAGGUGCUCUCUAAAACAGUUUCUUCAGUUUCUGCUGAAUCUAAACUUGAUUUGCUUGGAAAGCAAAGUUGUAGAUCAUCGGAAAUGAUUUAUCGAGCUUCAGACAUUUUAUCCUAAAUGUAUACAAAUGCAAUUGUGGGAUUGAUGCAUGUACCUGCACAUGCCAUUAAUGUGUGAUGUGAGCACAUUUACAUCUACUCAGAUAAUCGAUUUUCUGAAUAUAUACUCACAUUUAAAAA